Messenger RNA from Trichobilharzia regenti, 1251 nucleotides. The record is from the annotation of a GenBank genome assembly. Lineage: Eukaryota; Metazoa; Platyhelminthes; Trematoda; Strigeidida; Schistosomatidae.
AUGGCGUCCAGGACUCUAAGCUUAUUCCAGAAAAGUGGAGGAGUCUUAAAGGGGUGCUCAAUAAGUACCCUUAGACUUGCAGUAGAUGGGGAAAUUAAGCUUGCUAAACCUCCUCGUUUUGAUUACUUUUCCAGAGGCGAUAAUAUGCUAAGUGCGAUUUUUGAUAAUGCUAGUAAUCGCUUUAAUGAUAACACCAAAGUAAUACUUGUCGAAGGUAAUAUUGCCUCUGGAAAAUCCAAUGUCGCCGCUAAGUUGGCUGAACACUUUGGUAUGGCAUAUUUUCCCGAUCCAACAGAAGACGAUAUAUAUAUCAAUAAAAUGGUGGAUCCACCCUUUGAUUUCCGUUGCCAUAACUGCUUACUUCCUGAUUUCGCGAAAUAUUAUACAUGCGAAAUGUUUUGGAAUGAACCAGACCUGGUGAAGAAUGGAAAAGGCUUAUUCCUCCAAUACCAUUUCUACUUGAGACGUUACUGGAACUAUUUGACAGCAUUAUGUCACUUAUUCAAUACAGGACAAGGAGUAGUUAUUGACCGAGGUCCUUUCUCGGAGUUCGCAUUCGCUGAUGCUAUGCAUAAAUGCAAUUAUCUCUCAGAGCGUGGACUACUUUGGUUCAAACAGAAUCAUGCAUUGACUAUCCCAAAUCUCUGGAAACCUCAUAUAAUAGUUUAUAUUAGGGCUCCCAUCUCGCAAAUACGUGAGCAGAUAAAGAAACGUAAUAUUCCUUGGGAGGUGAAUGCACGCAAUCUAACUGAUGACUUUUUAAAUGCUUAUGAAGAUAUCCUUGGAAAGUAUUAUCUAGAUAAUAUGAAUCGUUAUUCUUAUAUACUCACAGUGGAUGGUUCAUCAACAAAUGUUUAUGAUGACGACGAUAUUCGUAUUAUUGCACAAAAUGCUACAGAAUUCGAUUUGAGCGGUGAUCAUUUACUACGUGAUAAUCAAAAAAUACUUCAAUGGAGAAGAGGUUUAAAGUAUGAUCGAACUGUACGGGACUGUAGAGCUGCUUUCUCAAAUGCUUACUGGAAAUUUUCAAGUGUUUUUGACAAAGUGGAACAACCUAUGGAUCUGUCUGAAUUACAGUAUAGUUAUGAAGCCCAAGAAAUGCAAGGCACAGCCAUUCAACUGGAUCCACGUACCAGUUUUGUACCAGAGUUCAAUCCCAAGUAUAAGAGUUUAAUGUCAAUUCUGUUCAAUCCAUGGAUUCGUGCACGAAAUUUUAGAUCUGAUCUGCCUAAGAACUACAUAUGGAGAUAA